GCUUGACCCUCGGGGGGUUCCAAAGAGGACACACCACCCUGAAGCAGCGGAUGCUUCAGUGAAGAUCCGCCAUGCCUGCAUGCGUACGAGCCGAUGGGCGAGCCAUCCAAUGAUAUUUGCCCCAUUUGUUUGGAUGAUGCGCCGACGGAUGCGGUGAUUUGCCCGUGUCCUGGGUCCCAUGUUUUUUGCAACGACUGCCUCGCAGCAUCCAAAGCUCUAUGUUGCCCCUUGUGUCGGAAUAGAUCGGAACCAGUGGUGCGUUUCCUCUUCAGCCUGCAAAGACCAGGACAAGGUCAAGUGGAAUGGAUGAUCGACCAGCUGAUGGAAUCAGCGCUGCAGGGGAACAUGCAAAUCUUGCGAAUCCUUGUGGAGUGGAACUGCCCCGUCAACAUCGAUGAUAGCGACUUGCAACCUUUGCACGUAGCUGCGCAAGAGGGGCACACUGCCAUCACUCAAUUUCUGGUUGAAGCUCGCGCCAGAGUUGAAGCAUCAGAUGCUGAUGAGGGUGCCACACCACUAUCACUGGCGGCCUUCAAGGGGCAUUUAGAAACGGUGCAGUUUCUGGUUCAGGUGAGGGCGCAGUUGGAUCGCUUUGAUGGAGAUUGUCUUACACCCUUCAUGGCUGCCUGCAGUGGUGGCCAUGUCGAAGUGGCCCGUUUCCUUUUAGAUGCGCGUUCUGAUCCGCAGAAGUGCAGCAUUUGGGGCUUCACCGCGCUCCACAUCGCUGUGGAGGACAUGUGUACCGAGGUGUGCCAGUGGCUACUGCGAGAAGCGCGGGGAAUCGUGGUCAACGCUUUAGCGCAAUAUGACGAGACCAUUCUCCACAUGGCAGGGCGGAUGGACCACUGGGAAGUCAUCGACAUGAUGCAAAGCCCCUUUGGUCGCGCCUUGGUCGAAGCACGAACCACCACUGGCUUCUCAGCGCUACACUUAGCCUGUGCACUUGGAAACUUGAAGGCGGUUGAUUCAUUGCUACGACUACGGGCUGAUCUGAACGCCAGGACCUCACACGAUGUCACUGCUCUCCAUUUGGCUACGGAGAACGGGCACCUCCUCACGGUGAAAUACUUGUUGCUCAUGGGAGCCAAGAUCAACACUCCUUGCAACUGUUUUCAUGUUCAUCAUUCCCUAUUGGAUUGGCACCUUCCCAGGGAUUCCGGCAACUUGCUCAAUGUUGAGGUGGGUGCUCGAGUGAGCUUCAACCUCGCAGAGUUCAACAGUUCGGCUCCUGGAAGCCAAUGGGUCUCUGGAGUGGUGGAGGCCAUCGAGCAGGACCCUGACUCACCAGACCGCUUUGAAGACCUCUUGAUGGUGAACACUGGAGAAAUCACUUGCGCCGUGUCGAGGUACCACUGUAUGCCGCAUUUGCCUUCCACGUUGGUGGAAAGCCGCCAUGUCAUUGCAACCGGUGAGACGGUAUACAUCAAGGCGCCCAUUUACUGCAGCUCAGGGGAUUGGAUUUUGGUGCCUGGGGAUGUUGGCCAUGUGGUGGCCAUUUAUUCAUCAGGGGAAUAUGAGGUGGAAGCUGCCUGGGACGCGUCGAAGUCGAGAUACCUGGCAACUCGUGAUGAUUUGAUUCCUUUCCUUCAAGAAGAGGCUCUCCAUACUGCGGCGCGCAAGGGGUAUUUGGACAUCGUCAAAGAGCUUCUCGAGGCCCGAGCCGACAUGGAAGCCGGGCCGAGGACUGCACUUCACUGUGCCGCCCAAAGUGGCCACUUAGAAGUUGUGCAGAUGCUCCUGGCAGCCAGGGCUGAUAUUGAUGCGCAGUGGUUGGUUUCAAAUUCCGCCUUGGAAACUGCUGCUUCGGCUGGGCAAGAAGCGGUUGUGGCAUACUUUCUGGACAGCAAGGCGGCACUCCAUUCGCGACGACCGUUACAAGUUUUGGCGGAGGCAACAGCGGCAACGCGGGCGGCUGGAAAUCCAACCGAAGUCUUGGUGGAACAAUUGCUCGAACUGAUGGGUGGCUUUGCAGAUUGCGAUGAGUGGCUGGCGGAGACCGACCUCUGGUUAGAUCGCAACUGCCUUCUACACUUGAGAGACUUAGGUAUGGAUUGCUUGCUGAAAGGCGAUGAGGUGUGCGCUGCUGGGAUUUCCGAACUCUUGGGCCGUGUGAGAUGCUGUGAUGCACCGCACCGAGUGUGCGAGAGAUGGGGGUCUGAGACCCGAAAGGGCCUCAAAUGGCAAUGAGUGAUGGGCACACGUAGCUUCUUGUUGCGCCCGUAGCCAUGGCCUCCACCGUGCGUAGCUUCUUGCUACUAGUAUGGCCAGGAGCGCCCCGUUCGUAGUGUCCUUGCUCCGUUCGUAGCGAUGUCCUUUGUUACUAGUACCAAACGGGCUUGUCCCGGAGGUCCUUUUUCUGCCAAUGGCCACCUUAAGUACACAGGACCGAAACAGAAGGGCCUGGUGCCGUGUGGCCUUGGACCGGAAAA
Durusdinium trenchii is the source of this 2429-nucleotide messenger RNA. The record is from the annotation of a GenBank genome assembly. NCBI's taxonomy places the organism in Eukaryota, Dinophyceae, Suessiales, Symbiodiniaceae.